Messenger RNA from Bipolaris maydis ATCC 48331, 285 nucleotides. NCBI's taxonomy places the organism in Eukaryota, Fungi, Ascomycota, Dothideomycetes, Pleosporales, Pleosporaceae. The record is from RefSeq and is a predicted model, not a curated record.
AUGACAUCAGCUUUCUGUAUCUUGUCCCUGGAAGGAGCAAAAGCGUCCGCCCUGGUAUCUGAUGUGCUGAACGCGACACUCGGCUUGGUUAGGAUGCCGCAAAGCCCUGGUUCGUUGGGACAAUCCUCCCGCUGCACACGCCACAGCUGGGUGAAGGGCAAGAUGCAUGCAACUUACCCGUACCGGCACUUGUGUAUCCAGUGUACUGCAGUGCUAGGAAAAGCAAUGGCGAGACUCGAGAAGGCGCUCUCACCGUUGACGAGUGGCGUCCGGAAACGAAGGUGA